Drosophila takahashii is the source of this 359-nucleotide messenger RNA. RefSeq lists its product as uncharacterized. The record is from RefSeq and is a predicted model, not a curated record. NCBI's taxonomy places the organism in Eukaryota, Metazoa, Arthropoda, Insecta, Diptera, Drosophilidae.
AUUCCUCCAGUCAAGAUGAACUUCCUGCCUCUGUUCGCUGUUUUCCUGAUCCUGGGUUGCUUUUCCUUUUCGGAAGGAGCUGCUGUAGGCAAACCCACUGGACAACCUGGCUGUUUGACGGCCGAGGAAGUGGAGGUUAAAUUCUAUCCCCACUUCUACCUGAAGAGCUCCUACUGGAUUUGCUCCACCCAGGGAGUUCCUGCCACUUUGGGGCAGUGUGUUGUGCCCUCUGCGUAUUUGGACUCCGCCAAGGCCUGUGUUCCCUGGUCGGAAUGGUACUGGACACCCACUGUCCAGCCGCCCAGUCAACCUGAGGUUGCUGCCUAAAACGGGAAACUUCACUCUUUAAAUGGUCACAA